AUGGUUGAGGUAAAAGCAAGGGAGUUAAUAGGUCAGCUGGAAGUCACAAGGCGUGGGCCAUACAGUGGUGGAUUUGGAGGCAUUUCAUUUUCUGGUGAUGUGGACAUUGCCCUUGCUCUGAGAACCUGUGUUGGGGCUGGCAUUGUGGCUGACAGUGAUCUUGCUGAUGAGCAAAAAGAGUGUGAGAAUAAAGCUGCUGCUCUUGUCCGUGCCAUUGAUCUUGUAGAGUCUUCAUUUGUUGAGAAAUGA
Quercus lobata is the source of this 249-nucleotide messenger RNA. Its product is annotated as anthranilate synthase alpha subunit 2, chloroplastic-like. Gene Ontology annotation, biological process: L-tryptophan biosynthetic process. The record is from RefSeq and is a predicted model, not a curated record. The coding region runs from base 1 to 249 and encodes 82 amino acids. The transcript has 3 exons. Lineage: Eukaryota; Viridiplantae; Streptophyta; Magnoliopsida; Fagales; Fagaceae.